AUGGCUCUCAUCAGAAACUUUUAUGCCUGGCUUUUUUGUGCCUUUGCCGCACUGGGCGCAUGUCUUUAUGGCUACGAUGGUGUAUACUUCACAGGAGUAUCUGCCAUGGACGCCUUCGUUGAGCAUUUCGGCGAGAGGCAGUCUGACGGGGCAUACGCCAUUCCAGCCUCAAGUCUUUCUCUCAUGACCUCAGUCAUCAACAUCGGGGAAUUGGUGGGCUCUCUGAUGGCAGCACCACUCAAUGACCUUAUAGGCCGCAAAGGAGUGUUUUUUAUUGCGUCGAUUAUGGUUGUGGUCGGUGUGAUCUUACAAUUGGCAACAGAUCACAAACACUCCAUGAUUAUUGGAGGCCGGAUCUUGCUAGGGUAUGGUGUCGGGAACUUCUCAGCGACAUCCCCUCUUUACAUUGGAGAAAUUGCCCCCACUCGAAUUCGUGGCCCUUUACUCAUGUGCUGGCAGCUGGUCCUGUCCAUUUCCCAAAUUAUUGCCGCCGCUAUCAAUCGCGGAACUCAAGGUAUAGACAGUACGGUGGCAUAUCGUGUUCCGAUGGCCGUACAGCUUAUCUUCCCUUUAAUAGUUCUAACCUUCCUUUGGUCGGUGCCAGAGUCGCCACGCUGGUUACUCCGCAAAAGAAAAGUAGAGGCAGCCAGGAGAUCAUUGCAAAGUAUCAAUCGUGACGAUAAGUCUUACGUUGCGGAGGACGACGUCGCUACUUUGCAACGCGACAUAAGCAAUGAAAAAAGACUUGCAGCAGAAUCAUCCUGGUUGGACCUAGUCCUGGAUCCCAUCGAGCGACGCAAAACCAUAUAUUCCGCAGGUGCGCUUGUCGCACAACAAGUUAACGGCAUCCAGUGGUUUUAUUACUUUGGCACGGUCUUCUCAAAAGCCAUCGGGCUUUCCGAUCCAUUUCUGAUGACGUUAAUCGUUUUCAUCAUCCAAGUUGUCGUCGUGUUAUGCGCGGUAUUUUGUGCUAAUCACUUACCCCGGCGGCCUCUCCUGCUCAUCACCACAGGCAUUAUGGGUGUCUCUAUCUUCGUAGUUGGAUGUCUGGGCAUCCCAGGUGGAGAGGUCUCCCACACAUUCGGCAAGGUGAUCAUCAGCUUCGUUAUCAUUGAAAUUACUGCGUUCAACUUCGCCUGGGGUCCUUUAGGUUGGACGAUCGCCUCCGAGAUGGCCGUUGGUCGCAAUAGAAACAAGAUAUACGCUGUCGCCGUCGCCUGCUUCUGGAUAACUGUCUGGGCAAUCGUCUUCACCCUCCCAUAUCUGUAUUACUCGGCCAACCUCGGCCCCAAAACUGGCUUCGUGUACACCGGACUCUGUGUUAUCACCUUUGCAUAUGUCUAUUUCUGUGUCGGCGAGGUCACUGGUCGCUCAAUGGAGGAGAUUAACUAG
Messenger RNA from Aspergillus nomiae NRRL 13137, 1392 nucleotides. RefSeq names its product sugar porter family MFS transporter. Gene Ontology annotation, cellular component: membrane. The record is from RefSeq and is a predicted model, not a curated record. The transcript has 4 exons. Gene Ontology annotation, molecular function: carbohydrate:proton symporter activity. The coding region runs from base 1 to 1392 and encodes 463 amino acids. Lineage: Eukaryota; Fungi; Ascomycota; Eurotiomycetes; Eurotiales; Aspergillaceae. Gene Ontology annotation, biological process: carbohydrate transport; transmembrane transport.